This is a messenger RNA of Lachancea lanzarotensis, 1191 nucleotides long. Its product is annotated as LALA0S06e06810g1_1. The record is from RefSeq and is a predicted model, not a curated record. NCBI's taxonomy places the organism in Eukaryota, Fungi, Ascomycota, Saccharomycetes, Saccharomycetales, Saccharomycetaceae. The coding region runs from base 1 to 1191 and encodes 396 amino acids. The transcript has a single exon.
AUGUUUUCAUUUGCUCAAUCUCCUUGCAUCUACGAAUGUCGGCAACCUACUCUCGAUACAUUUUCGCCUUUGAGUAUGGUUCCUGACCCUAAAAGGAGAAGAAUGGAUUGUCAACGAAUGCGUUAUCCAAACACUCGUCCUGCCAAAGCUCCAGUUAAAUGGGAUGUGACAGAGAAGGACAACGAAUAUGUGGUGUCAUUUUUCAAGCGCUUGGACGGGGAUGUUUUAGGCAAUGCGGUCCAUCGCCACUUGCAAAAAUUGAGAGAAGAACGUCAGCCAUCAUACCGGAUCGUUCGCGAUUUUUUUGGAAACGAAUAUUACGUUGAAAAUCGUUUUGACAAUGACGCCUUUAUUCGUGAAGCAAUGGCAUCAUUGGAUCUCUCUUCGAUCCAAGCUCAGGUUUCCAAGCAGAGUUUUAAAGAUUUCGAAAUCACAUUAAAUCACAGGGGAGACAAACUUGUGGUCGUGAGCAAAAGAGACGAAUUCUACCAAGAAUUCGCGCUGGGCGUGGAAUUUGAGGAUGUCUAUAUUGCUGGUUUCGAAAUGGUGAACGAUAACGUCGCAGCCCUCAGAGUGGGUGUAAGAAAACCUUGUUCAAGGAAUAUGCUGCCCGUGAAUUUCAGCUUCAUUGACAACUGCGCCGAAAAGAGGGAGCUCGAGAGAAACCAGUCUAAUGAAGAGGAAGAAGAUGAUCGCGCAAAUUAUGAAGUGUCACAGAAGGCAGCGCAAGAAGCUUACAAAUUACAGCAAAGAGGGGAGCUAGCGCGCAAAGAAAAGGCUAAGAAAGAGGCUGUCGAAGCUGAAUGGAAGGUCCAGGAAGAAGCUGCAAAGGCCAAAGCUGCUAAGGCCAAAGCUGCGAAGCGCAUCGCUCACCGGAACAAAAAACAAGCCGUUAUGGAAAAGAAAGCGUUUUUGGUCGAGCAGAAACGUAAGCUUCGUGAACAAAAAGAGGCUGAAGAAGCGGGUGCUGCUACUUUAUCGAGAACUCAAACUCCAUCUCCUUCACCUGUUGUGAUAAACAUCAAUAUUAGUGCGCCUCAAGAGAAGUCGAUUGCGACAGCUUCUGCUAAAGCGGAUAGGGGUCGUUCGCACUCGCCCGUCUUGGAGGAUGUGGAUGACGAAGAACUUCAAAGGUACCGCCAAUCGCUAGACCAUACUCCAAGAGGAUCAUCGAUUGUUGACAACGUAUAA